UUUUAAUUAACACAAUUGUGCGGCGUAGUGCAAAGCACUUUACAAGCUUCCAAUAAUACUGACUACCAUCCCCAUCAUUUAGAAAGGCUAUGCUGCAUGCUUCAUCAGAGUUAUAGCAACGCACAAGCUGACGGGAAGUAUUUAUUUUUGAGCGUGUGAAUAUAUUUAAAGCGUGAAUAAUGAUCACAACUAUUCUGUGGUUGAUUUGCUGUAAUAUGACGCUACUUUACAUGUUCUCAAUUUGGAAUUUUGGUUAUUGGAAGAAACGUCGAGUUAAUGGCCCCAAACCAAGACCAUUUUUAGGUAGUUUUCCCAGUGUUUUUACGCAGAAACGCCACAUUGCUAUGGAUAUACAAGAAAUUUAUGAAGCUUAUAAAUGCACGGAUAACUAUGUAGGAAUUUACAACUGUCGUACACCCCUAUUGAUGAUAACAGAUGCCGAAUUGAUUCAUCAUAUUUUGGUAAAGGAUUUUAAACAUUUCCAUGAUAAUGAGAUAUCAACAAUGGCCGAUGAAAAAUCAGAUUAUAUUUACGGUAACCACCCAUUGGCAUUAACUGGAGAUGAUUGGUACGAGCGGAGAAGUGAUAUUAAGCCCGGCUUAGCCUUACCCAGGAUGAAAUUAAGCUUCUCGGUGAUAUCAAAAAUCAGUCAUAAUUUAGUAGAAUAUAUUGAAAAACAACAAACAUAUGGUGAUCAGGAAGGCAUCGAUGCAUUAGAUCUAAGUUUACGUUUCAUCAGUGAAGUUGUUGGGGAUUGUAUUUUGGGUCAAAGAGUCGAAAUAUUUACUCAAAAGACACAUCCAGCUGUGAAGAAUGCUAAACAACUCUCCAAACAAUCAUUUAUUUUUGUCAUCUAUAUGAUUCUGGUGGGUCUGGCGCCGUCAUUGAAAAAGAUUAAAAAAUUUCGUUUUCUAUCACGUUCGUUGGAAAAAUUUUUCAUAGGCCAAAUCCGAAAUGCCUUUAAAGAAAAAACAGGAAAUGGACCCAUUGGGAAUUGCAACGACUUUUUGAGUUAUCUUCGCCAGUUGCAAAAGAAAAAGGGACUAAGAGAGGAUGAGGUGCUAACUCAUGCUACGACCGUGUUAUUGGAUAGUUAUAUGAGUAUUCCAGCUGUUCUAGCUCAUUGUCUACUAAUGCUGGGUCGCGACUCUUUGCGGCAACAUGCGUUGAGAAGUGAAAUCACUAAAAAGUUGGGAGAAGUGAUUGAUAUUGAUGUUAUUGCAAAAAUGGAUUAUCUUGAUGCUUGCAUUUAUGAAACCAUUCGUGUCUUUCCACCAACAAGUUUUAUGACUAAAGUCUGUACAAAAUCUACGGAAUUGACUAAUAAAAACGGACAAAUACUCAAAAUUGCUGUAGGUACACCUGUUAUUUUACCCAUUCAUGCUGUUCUCAAUGAUGGUCAAUAUUAUGAAAAUCCAACGAAGUUUCAACCUGAGCGCUUCUUGCAAGGAAAACUACAAAAAUUCAGAGAAACGGGACUUUAUUUAGCAUUUGGUGAUGGGCCAAGAGCUUGUUUCGGAGAACACUUUGCGUUAAUUCAAAUAAAAAGAGCCCUUAUUGAAGUUAUUCGGAGCUAUGAAGUUAGCAUCAAUCCCAAAACCCGCUCUGAUAAUAUUUUCAACCCAAUGACUAUGUUGUCACAACUUAAUGGGGGAAUUUGGUUGAACUUUAAAAAACAAUCUUAGGCACAUGAACCAGUCCUUUUAUAAUA
Molecule: messenger RNA, 1711 nt
Organism: Stomoxys calcitrans (stable fly)
Lineage: Eukaryota; Metazoa; Arthropoda; Insecta; Diptera; Muscidae
Product: probable cytochrome P450 28d2
Exons: 8
Coding region: 180-1685 (501 amino acids)
Molecular function (GO): monooxygenase activity; heme binding; oxidoreductase activity, acting on paired donors, with incorporation or reduction of molecular oxygen
Source: RefSeq, a predicted model, not a curated record